This is a messenger RNA of Argentina anserina (silverweed cinquefoil), 1220 nucleotides long. RefSeq lists its product as uncharacterized. The coding region runs from base 141 to 1172 and encodes 343 amino acids. NCBI's taxonomy places the organism in Eukaryota, Viridiplantae, Streptophyta, Magnoliopsida, Rosales, Rosaceae. The record is from RefSeq and is a predicted model, not a curated record. The transcript has a single exon.
UCUAGGAAAAUUACCCCUUUCGUUCAUCCUUCCUUUUUGUUCUGUCUUUAUAAACCCCAAGUGCUACUCUUUCCAAACCUCCUUUCAACCAAUUCUAUCUCCCUAGAAAAUAAGCACAAAGCCUCCAACUUCAAGCUCAUAUGGAAAUCCCAGUAGUGAAUAGAAUAAGCCACUUUCAGGUAACCGCCUUGCCCAGCCCGUCGACUUUCCCGUCGCCGCAGACUUUAUCCAUUUCCGGAAUCGAAAAGGUCUAUAGUGUCUGGACAUGGGGAGCUCUACUACUCGCCGUAAUAGCUUCCUUCGGCACCAUCAUCACUAGAAUCAAUUUUAUUAUCAUCCAACGACUCAGACACAAAUCCGCAGAUCAGCCUCUCUCCGUUGUAGAGGAAGAUGACUUCUCUGAUAUCGACGACGACGAUGAUGACGCGUAUUCAGUUUCCACGGCAUCGUCGGAUUCCGAUGAGGAAGAGGAAAAAGAAGAAGAGGACGAGAGAAGAGACGAGGAUUUUAAUGUCUUGGGAUCUGACAAGGGACAGAACCGUAGUUUGAGACUCCGCCGUGGCAGAAGCUUCGCAGCUUUAAACUUAAACCGGUUCUCUUGGUCUGAUUUCGCCAGCGGCAAGAGCGUCGUGAAGCUCUGGGACAACUUGGCUUUAGGCUUGGACCUCGAUGACGACAGCAAUGACGAAUACUCCGGCAGCGGUAGAGCUGUCUCCGUCUACGACAUGAACAAACAGAAAAAGAUAAACUCCUUCGCCGGAAGCUUCCAGGUCCCGGCUGCUGCCACGUCGUCCUGCUCAACUAUUCUCACGGCGGACACGAGCUCCUCCGGUCGCGUAGCAUUGGGGAUGUGGGACACGCGCGUGAGCAGCAGGAUUCCGGCGAUGCUGGCCGAGUGGAGCCCGCGGAUCGGGAGAAUUGUCGGAGUCUCCUCUGGCGGCGUCGAUAAAGUUUACGUCAAGGACGACGUUACGGGUGGGCUGAUGGUCGGUGACGUGAGGAAGGUGGGAGCUCCGUUACGGAACGUAACGGACGCGGACGUGACCGAUAGGUGGUGGGACGCCGACGCGGUUAUGGUCUCGGACGAGUGUUUUGAUGAGUUGGCCGCCGCGAAUGGUUGCGACUCGGCCGUGACUCGGUGCUGUAGUGCUGUUAAGUCUUAUCUUUUAUGAGAUGGAACUUGUAACAGAUAUGGAAUUAUGUAAGGCUAUUAAUUUGUA